UGUCAGAGUGCGCAAAGUGAAAAAAACAAAACGGAGAGUUUACAAGAUUUUUUCUAGCGUCGUUUUUUUUACGCGAGUAUAUAUUUUCUAAUGGCGCCGCCGCCCAAAGUUGUUGCGGACCAGGGCAGCGCCAGUGCCCGCAGCGGGAGCAGCAGCAACCACAACAACAACAACUCGGUGGGCGGGGCAACCGGCGCCGUGCCCAAACAACAAACGCCCCUUAAUGGAGCACCUGCAUCGGGAGCGAAUGCAUCCCCAUCCACGGUGACCAGCAGGUCAGCACGCUCCCGGCGGCAGCAGGAGCACCUGGGCGAACCGGACCUGGACUUUGUGGAGCCACUGCAGCGGGAGACGCUGAAAACGCUGAACGAUCUUCUCCAGCGCGCACGCAUCAGCAACGGCAAGAAUCGAUCUCCGGUAGAUCAGCAGCUGUCCAGCAAGGAAACCAAGUCACCUGCCCAGCAGCAGCAGCGAGAGACACUGCGUCAAUUGGCCGCCGAGCAGAGCAGCUACGAGUCAGCAGAGCAAUUGCAGGAGCAACAGCAGCGCUACCGAUUCCCCGUGCGUCCCGUCCAGAGGGUUCAGCACCAGCCAUCCUCGUCAUCCAAUAGCUCAGGCGCCCCCUCAUCUUCGUCGGCCUUGCUGCGUUUGCGUCAGUCUACGCCCCCGAAUGCCACAGUAGGUGUGGUAAUACCAAACGCAACUACCAGCAACGGAAACGGUCAUAUAAGUGGCCCUGAGGAGCAGCCCACACAACUGACUCCCGCAGCACUGCAUCAGCUCGUUCACCGACUCUUUGGAGUGAACCCUUUGGCUCCUAGACACGAGACAGGGCGCUCCCAGGUUGAUGUGCUGCGCACCCUGCUCGGGCUGGACGAGAACCUGAACGGCAAUAGACAACAACAAGGUGUAAACCUAUCGGAGCUCAACAGUAUGGUGCAUGAGAUCAACCCAACCGCAGAACAGGAAGAGGGCAUAGUCAAUUCGACCAGCUUGGAGGAUGUUGCAUUAAGCGAGAUGAGCGACAACCGUGCCCAGUCCAUCCAGUCGCUGCACAGCGUUCUGGAGACCCCCACGCCCGAUACCGCGCCCAGUUUCGACGAGCUGCAACAGCGCCUGGAGGCCUCCAACAGGAACAUGCAGCACCUGCAGGACGAACAGGCCAAGUUGCUGCACAUCCAGAACCUGGCCAAGUCUCACCUCAGCGAGAUGGAGCAGCUGCGCCAGCAGGCUGAUCGCCUGCCCCACAACAGCAACGGAGGAGAGGCUCCAAAGUACGAGUCCGUAGAGCAGGUGCAGAACGAUAUGGCCUCGCUGGUGGGUCGCAUGAAGAACCUCACCGCCUUCAUACACAAUCAGAACGAACUGAGCACUGUGCUCGGCGAUGAUGGCCCCGAGAUCCUGGCCGAGCAGCAAGCACUGCAGGAGAAAUUGGAAUCGUUGCGCACCCAGCGCGAGGAUAUGCGCAACCUGGUGGAUGAACUGAACAGCAUCAACCGUACGGCUAGGGAGUCAACUAGGGCCGUCAAGGAGGAAACUCCAACACCGCCGCCAAAGCCCGCUCCUGUACCAGUGGCGGUAAAAGAACGCGUGGUGCCAGUGGAAUACCAGAGGAAUGUACCCAUCAUGCGGCAGGAGGCGGCGGAAGCAGCUCAGCGAGCACUUCAGGCCCAGGCGAUGAUCAACCAGAAAACGGCAGAUAUAGAAGCCCUCAAGGCUCAGAUGGCCCGGCUCAAGGGUAUGCUAAACACUGUUAGCCAGAUCGAGGAAAGUACCCCAAGCAUGGGUGCCUCCUUGGAGCGGCGGAGUGAGGAGAGGACCAGCGUCGAACGUGAGUUGCCCGAGGAGAUUUCGAAGCGCGUUUUCGAACUUAACGAUUUCACCUCUGAACUGCGGGCUGAGGCAGCUAGUCUUCAGAAGGAGCGCGACCGUAUCCUGGCCCUGAAGGCGGAGAUCGAGCGCCGCAAACAGCAAGCGGCAAAUGCAGUUCAGUUGGGCGACGAUGCACUGAAGAGAAGUAGUCUUACCCCAACCCCCACACCCUCGAGACAGCAUCAGGAGAAAGAGGAGGAGGCGGAGGAGGAGGAGGCACCAUCUGAGGUGGAUACUUCCCUUCAGGCCACGCCCACCAAGGAACAACUUCGUAACGAACUGCGCGUGCAGUGCGAGCGCCUGCGCAAGGAGUACGAGCAAAAGCAGCGGGAACUGGAGCAGCGCUACGUGGGUAGCAACAAUACCACCUCGGAAGCGGAUGACGAGGGAAACGACGAUACCGAUAGCGAUAAGUACUUCGCCAACGCACGUACCGCCUCCUCAGCAACACUCAAGCGGGCAGCGUCCGCCAGCACGGUGGUGGAACAGCGGCGCGGUCAGCAGCCCAACAUGCCCCAACAGCAAGCUCCACCGCCGCCAGCUCCACCGUCCACCCUCAACGAGGAUGAUCUAAACGCGACCCUUGAUACCCUAUCACUGGGCAACGACAGCUUGCCCUCGAGCAGCAACAGGUCGCAGUACAUGCCGCCGCCGAUGCCCCCAGUGCCGGGAAUAUGGGCGUCGCACAACGCCAACAAUGCGUGGCACGGACAGCAACCAAUCUAUGGCCAGCCUUGCUCCAGCACUGGAACCGAGUUUAAGCCAGCGCCUGCAGGCCCGCAGGGGGGAUCCUCAAAUGCCUCCGGAUCGAACGCCUCGAGCGAUGCCGUGCUUCUGCAGCAGUUCAUGCAGACGCAGCAGAUGUUGAUCAACUCAGUGUGCCAGUGCAACCAGACGCUGUGGCACCAGCAGCGGGAAAUCGACAACCUUAACAACCAACUGCAUACGCUCCAGGAUCGAUUUAAUGUGGUGGCUUGUCAGGAUCACAGCUUCGGCUUACGCUCGGAGUCGGUUCCGCCUCCGAACCUCCCGGUGGGCCCUGGAAUGGGUCAGAUGCCCAACAAUUUGUGUCUUGGCAACAGCCGGGCUCAGUCGGAGCAGCUGUUCAACUUUGGCGCCCACCAGAGCGCCUUUAGUAACUACCAGCGCAGCUGUCACCGCACCGGGAGCGAAGCUCAUCAUCAUCAGCAGCAGCAGCACCAGCCACAACCGUUCCUCAACAACGCCGCUCCGCCGCCACCGCCGACGCACUACAACAAUGAGACUCCCUUGUCGCCACCUACGUACCGCUCAAGUCCUGGUCCCAUUUUUAUGAACCAUCACAACAACACGAUCCACCAGAACAACUCCAAUCUGAGAACCCAGAACCAGCAUGCCAACAACCUGCACUCUUUGCCCGAGGGAGCAGCUGGGGGAGGAGCACCCGGUGCUGGUAUCACCCUGAACAACCAGGUGCCACCCGGUAACCGGGCCAACAAUUACUGGGAUAACUUCCGCAGCCACUCGCGCCAGAAUCUCCUAUCGAACAAAAGCAACGAGGAGCUGAACGUGGACCUCCAGCAGUACCGACGCCAGCGGGCGCCGCGUCCCAGCUACUUUCCGCCGCCCCAGCUGAUGGCUCCGCCCACGACCCGUGGUGGUCUGACCCACCAGCAGCAACAGCAGCGUCGCCACUUUUUCGAGUCGCCACUAACCGCUUUGCGUGGCAGCAGCGCCAAUGGCAGCAAUAACCUGAAUAACAGCGGCAGUGCGGGCAGGAAACGCGACUGGCGCGAGGAUCCCGCACACAAUCGCGACCACGACGAUGAGGAUGUAGAUGAGGUGGAGGAGAAUCAUGACAACGCCAUAUUCGGUUCGGGUCGGCGUCGCAAUCGUCGGCGCCCACAACUCUCCACGCUGCGAGAUGAAGAACCCGAACAGGCUAGCUCCUCCAAUCUCAAUAUGAACGUAAACUACGGCAAUAGUCCACUGUAUCAGCGGAAUAAGGUGCCAGCAAAGCCCACCACUUCGACGGUUUCGCUGACUCCUCUGCAACAGCGACACCUUCGCUUCAACUUCGAGCUUCCGUCUCACUAUAUGGACUACAUUGACCUGCCCCAGAUGACUCCAGUGGAUACGACGACUCCUAUCCUCGGUCAGGAACCCUCGCCCGUGGACGAAUCAAAUGCCAUGGAGCAAACCGAGGAAACUGCCUCCGAGGAACUGAAUCGCAAUCUGCUGGUGAAUGCCCUGAAGAACGACAAGUUCACCACAAAGUUUUACGAAUCCAUCAAGGAGGAUGUGUACCGCCGGCUGGAGACGCUGUUUGAGCAGCAGCAGCAGCAGCAAAUGCAGCAGCAAAAUCAGCAGAUGCAGCAGCAAGAGCCUCAUGGACUGCGAAAAGCUCUUAACCAGGAGGAGGCUGAGCACACGGGUGAUGCGGAGGCCACCGAGAGUCGCAGUGAGACGCCUCUGGAAGUGAUGCGCAGGCAGCUGGACAAUGAACGGCCCGAGGACGAAAAAGGAUCGCCAGUGAAGCAGAUGACUGUGGUCAUUCCACAAAAUGGAGCUGUCCUGGAGGAAACAUCAGCCAGUGCAUCUGGCGUUACCUCUUCUGCAAGGUCGGAAGUUGAAGAGCAGAUGCACGAGGGAAAAGCGGAUCAUGUCUGUGGGUCUGGAGCAGUAGCAGGGUCCACCAUGGAACUGGCCCCGGAUCACGAACUGAUCGAGUACAUUAUUAAACGCAUUCGCAACCAGACGCACAACAACACCGUCAUUAAUGAUUCCUUGCUGGCGGAGGUCUCCAAGCUGACGGCUACUGCUGCCCAGAAUUCCACCGCCAGUUCGCCAUUAAUCUCGCCCAAGCGCAUUUACGCUAAGAUCAAGAAAAUGGACAUGCCACGGCAGCGUGACGAGUUCCUGCUGUGGUACCGCUCCUAUUUGGAGCAACUGUUUGUGGUGGAACAGCCGCAGGACAGCUGUAAGCCCAGGCCGAAGGCCCCACCCACUGCUGCUUGCAGUCCGGCCAAGCAGACGAACAAGCGAGUUCGCGAGCAGUCCCAGUCCCAGUCGCAGGACUCCAAUAACGAUGCCGACCUGGCUGAAGCUGACCAAAAGAAUGUCUCCUCGUCGGGAAAUGGCGACCUGGAGUGCGAGAACAACGAGAAUCCCGGCGAGGAGGCGGAUGGCCAGGCUGCUGCGGAGUCAUCCGGAGCAGAAAAGCAAGAAAGCAGUCUGGAAUAGACUAUAGGAUCCACCCAAUCCAACACACAUUCCUAAUCUCACUAUACAUCAUAUGUACGGAUAUUUAAAAACUCAUUUUUACGGAUUUCGCAGACGUUACACACCUUUUGUCCGUGUCCCCAUUCAUAGAUCACAUUUCAUUUGGCUUAUAGUUUUUUAUUUAACAUUAAAUUAUGCAACAAUAAUAUAUAUAUAAACACACUAAAGACAACAAGA
Messenger RNA from Drosophila biarmipes, 5310 nucleotides. RefSeq lists its product as uncharacterized. Bases 91 to 5094 code for a protein of 1667 amino acids. The record is from RefSeq and is a predicted model, not a curated record. The transcript is spliced from 9 exons. Lineage: Eukaryota; Metazoa; Arthropoda; Insecta; Diptera; Drosophilidae.